GUAAUAAUGGAAAUCAAUUCAGAACAGAACACAUUCCAUGUCCAAAUUCCAAAUCAUGCUGCGUUCGUCAAUUUGCUAUCCUGCGCGGGUCAGCCAUCAUUUGAAGAUUUCAACCAGAAAAAACAGAUGUUAAGUUGAGCCAUUAGAGGAAGUUCUAGGGCUUUCUGGUGUGAAUCUUGGAGGAAACUGUGUAGUAGAAGAAGAAGAAGAAGGAUGAUGACAAUGGAAGGAAUGGAAAAGGGGGUUUUGGAUGACAUAAUUAGAAGGCUGUUGGAAGGUAGAGGCGGCAAACAGGUUCAGCUUUCAGAGGCUGAAAUCCGCCAUCUCUGUGUCAACGCCAGACAAAUUUUCCUCUCUCAACCAAAUCUCCUCCGCCUUAGUGCUCCUAUUCGUAUCUGUGGUGAUAUACAUGGUCAAUACAAAGAUCUUCUUAGACUAUUUGAAUAUGGUGGGUACCCUCCUUCUGCAAAUUAUCUUUUUCUUGGCGAUUAUGUCGACCGAGGCAAGCAAAGUUUGGAAACGAUAUGUUUACUUUUGGCGUAUAAAAUAAGACACCCAAAUAAAGUAUUUCUCUUGAGAGGGAACCACGAAGAUGCAAAGAUCAAUCGAGUCUAUGGUUUCUACGAUGAAUGUAAAAGGAGGUUUAACGUUCGGCUCUGGAAAAUAUUUACCGAUUGUUUCAACUGCUUGCCUGUGGCUGGACUUAUUGAUGGUAAGAUCCUCUGUAUGCAUGGAGGAUUAUCUCCAGAUUUGAAAAGUUUGGAUCAGAUUACGCAACUUCCAAGGCCUACCGAGAUCCCCGACAAUGGUCUUCUCUGUGAUCUGCUUUGGUCUGAUCCCGAUCCUAGUAUUCAGGGAUGGGCAGAUAGUGAUCGAGGCGUUUCUUGUACUUUUGGAUCAGAUCGAGUGGUUGAAUUCUUAGAUAAGAAUGACCUCGAUCUCAUUUGUCGUGGUCAUCAGGUGGUGGAGGAUGGUUAUGAAUUCUUUGCCAAAAGAAGGUUGGUGACCAUAUUUUCUGCUCCGAACUAUGGCGGAGAGUUCGACAAUGCAGGUGCUCUAUUGAGCGUUGAUGAGUCUCUAAUUUGUUCAUUUGAAAUAUUGAAACCCGAGCAAAGAGCAGAAGGAAGCAGUUCGGGAAUAAUUCUUAAGAAGCCUCCCAAAAUUGGAAGAACUUGAUUACUUGGAGGAGUUCCUUGUCAAUCCUUGGAAGAUGAAAAUCAAGCUCGAGUGGUGUUGGGGACGACGGAGUCGUUCGUGUUCUGCACUUCUUAGUUUUCAAGCUUGUAAUGACCAUGUCGGAGGUCUGUCGAUCGAAGCUGUAAACAUCGAGUAUGUCCCCGUCCCGGUAGUCGUGCAGGUGGUAGAUUUCAAUGGUCUCCAAUGGCUUCACUAAUUGGAGUGCAGAAGUUGUGUGUGUGUGUAAAGAUGAAAGCAAAUGGUUCCUCCUGAAAUGACUUAGAAAGAGAUUGCUUCUUCCAUGGUAGUGAUUGACUGAAUUUCUAAUGUUAUAAUAUCCGGUUGAAAUCU
Cucurbita maxima (winter squash) is the source of this 1527-nucleotide messenger RNA. RefSeq names its product serine/threonine-protein phosphatase PP1. The record is from RefSeq and is a predicted model, not a curated record. Gene Ontology annotation, cellular component: nucleus; cytoplasm. The coding region runs from base 214 to 1176 and encodes 320 amino acids. NCBI's taxonomy places the organism in Eukaryota, Viridiplantae, Streptophyta, Magnoliopsida, Cucurbitales, Cucurbitaceae. The transcript has 5 exons. Gene Ontology annotation, molecular function: protein serine/threonine phosphatase activity.